UUUAUCUGUGUGCUGUGCUUCCUCCCAGGAAACACCAGGCCUUUGGAGCAGGGAACUUGGCAGGCUCUCCCCAUGGCAGUCCUGCUCGCCCUCCUGCUUCUGUUCUUCUGUGGGCACCCCCAGGCCAGGGCAGACAGCAUCCAGCCCAUCUAUGUCGCCUCGGGGGACUCGGUGGAGCUGCCCUGUCCUUCACCGCCUGCCCUGCGCGGGGGCCAGCUCCUAACCUGGUUCCGGAGCCCCGCGGCACGCUCCUCCACCAUCUUGGUGGCUCAGGUCCAAGUAGACAGGCCGGCCUCCGACCUCAGGAAACCCGAAAACGAUUCCAGGUUCAAAGUCCUCGGGAACUACUCCUUGUUGCUGGAGGGGUCCCGGGAUGAAGAGGCCGGGCGGUACUGGUGCACAGUGAUGGAUCAGAGCCACAAGUACCAGAACUGGAGGGUGUACGACGUCUCGGUGCUCAAAGGAGCCCAGUUCUCUGUGACGUCUCCAGACGGCCCCUCCUGCUCUGCCCUCAUGUGCUCCGUGGUCCCCGCCAGGCGCCUGGACUCCGUGACCUGGCUAGAGGGGAGGAAUCCCGUGAGAGGGCACGCUCAGUACUUUUGGGGCGAUGGGGCUGCCCUGCUCCUGGUGUGUCCCGCAGAGGGCGUUCCUGAAACCAGGGCCCGGAGGCUGAGAAGCAUCCGCUGCCUUCUGCCUCAGAACAAGAGACUGAGCUUUAGCCUGGCAGCUUCCACAGAACCUCCUCCCGCUGCCUGUGCCUCUCUCCCGAGCUGGGAUGUGUCCUGGAUCCUGGUGCUGUUGUUCACAGGAGGCCAAGGCGUCGCCAUCAUAGCCCUCAGCGCUGUGCUCUGGAGGCGGAGGGCCCGGGGGUCUCAGGACAGAGGACACCGGACGCGGUGCCAUGACCUCGGUGGAGGCCCCAGCAGCUCCUGCCAGCAGACGGUGAUCACCUGCCCCGAGGGCGAGCGCUGCAAACCUCAACCCAGCCCGGGACAAGCCAAGCAACCCCUGAGCCAGCAGCGCCCGGCCUGUGUGGCCACCCAUCAAGUGGGCGUGGAGCCGGUGGGAGAUGUCACCGUCACCACGCACACAAAGUGCUGCUUCGGAGACGUGUGCAGCAGCAGCGCCGUGGCCAGCCCUGCGACCCCUUUCUGCAUCGUGGCGGCAGCUGUCACCACCCUGGCCUGGCUCUUGCUGGGGCUGUAGAGCGGACAGUGGGGCUGACGGAAGGGAAGGCACUGAGGCUUCGCAGGAGUGAGCGACUGAACAACCCAGAGAAGACAGGCCCUCCACCGUGUGCCAUUAAAACUUACGGACUAUUCUAGAGCUGACUGUAAAAGUCCAUGUUUAGUUAGUUGUUUGUUUUUGUUUUUUGAGACAGGGCGAUGAGAUUAAAGGCA
Molecule: messenger RNA, 1400 nt
Organism: Meriones unguiculatus (Mongolian gerbil)
Lineage: Eukaryota; Metazoa; Chordata; Mammalia; Rodentia; Muridae
Gene: Ly6g6f
Product: lymphocyte antigen 6 family member G6F
Exons: 6
Coding region: 73-1206 (377 amino acids)
Biological process (GO): acetylcholine receptor signaling pathway
Cellular component (GO): external side of plasma membrane
Molecular function (GO): acetylcholine receptor inhibitor activity
Source: RefSeq, a predicted model, not a curated record